Akanthomyces muscarius is the source of this 2718-nucleotide messenger RNA. RefSeq lists its product as uncharacterized. Gene Ontology annotation, molecular function: serine-type endopeptidase activity. The record is from RefSeq and is a predicted model, not a curated record. Gene Ontology annotation, biological process: proteolysis. Lineage: Eukaryota; Fungi; Ascomycota; Sordariomycetes; Hypocreales; Cordycipitaceae. Bases 1 to 2718 code for a protein of 905 amino acids. The transcript has 3 exons.
AUGAGCCACGUCCCUCGGAAGCUCGUACCAACGUUUGAAGCUACAAUUUAUUUUGCCUUCCGAAAUGUAAAUUCAACUCGAAACUAUGUAGCAUGCCGAUGCGGACGGCCGCACCACUGGGUCACCGCCGCGGGACGGCGUCCCGGUGUCACCAUUCGCUUAUCCGAGACUCUCAUUCGCUUCCCGGAACAUCCUAUCUGGUUUCUCUUAAGAAAAUCAUCAAAAGAGUCUUCAUUCGCAGUGCCAUUGCGCUGCGCAGCGUACACCAUGUCUACCUCUGCCGACACCGCUCCGGCUUCAGGCUACAAGCAGCCACCCAGCAACAUUCUCGAUGUCAUGCGCGCGCCUGCGCUGCCCACCACCGCCACAAGUCCUGCAGGUGAUCGCACCAUUCUUGUCUCGCUCGCCAAGUACCCUUCCAUCUCGCAUAUUGCAACUCCGUACUUGCGUCUUGCUGGUGUGCGUGUGGAAACCGCCAAUCACAACCGGCGCAACACAGCCGGCGGCCACGGCAUUCGCACUUUUGCCAAUAAAUUGGAGCUGGUCCAGGUCAAGGAUGGCAGUACCAUCACCAUCUCGCUACCUGCCGACGCACGCACGACUCAUCCCAUCUGGAGCGCUGAUGGGCGCCACUUUGCUUUUGAGAACAUCACCUCCAAUUCUGUGGAUCUCUGGGUCGGCGACGGAGAGACUGGUGCCGUCCGACAGGUUCCAAAUGUGCGACUGAACCCCCUACUCGAGAGUGAGCUCAAGUGGAUGCCGAAUCAGAAGCAGCUUCUUGUCAAGCUUGUUCCUGAUGGCCGGGGCCCCCCACCACCGGAGCCAGUCGUUCUAUCGGGGCCCGUCAUCCAGGAGACUGAUGGCAAGAAAGGACAGAGCAGCACCUAUGAAGCUCGCGAUACGCUCAAGAACGAGCAUGAUGAAGCCUUGUUCGAUUAUUACAUGGUUUCUCAGCUGGCCUUGGUAGACAUUGACUCACUCGCCGUCCAGCCCGUUGGUGAGGUCGAUCUCUUUCUCCACGCUGGAGCCUCGCCUAACGGAAACCAUCUCUUGGUUGUUGCGCUUCGCAAACCAUAUACCUACAAUGCUGGUUUCUGGAGGUUUCCCUCAGAUGUCAUGGUUUGGGAUCUCUCAGACAUGACAAGCAUCAAGUCCCAGACGGUUGCAUCAUUGCCUCUUUCUGAACGUGUCCCAAUUCGCGGCGUGCCUACCGGCCCACGCGACUUUUCAUGGCGUUCCAACGCACCCGCAUCCCUCAUCUGGGUAGAGGCUCUUGACGGUGGUGACUGGAAGAAUGAUGUGGAGAAGCGUGACAAAGUUAUGCUCUUGGAGGCGCCAUUUGAUAAGGCGCCACGCGAGCUCAUGAGCACGGAAAACCGAUUCAGCGGCUUCCGUUGGGGACAAGAUCCAUCAUUUGCCAUUCUGACGGAAUACGACAUCAACAUUCAGUGGGAGCGUCGCUAUAUUGUCAAUGUUGAUGACCCUCAACAGGAGCCCAAACUCAUUAUGGACAUGUCUUAUAAUGAAAGGUACAACUAUCCUGGCGAGACUGUCUACCGCAAGCUGCCGAAUGGCUUCAGUGUCAUUUAUCAAGCCAACGAUGCAAUCUUCUUCUACGACGACGGCUCCUCAAAGGAUGGAGAUCGGCCUUUCUUGGACCGUUUUGACCUCACAACCCUGAAGCCUACCAGGUUGUUCCGCAGCAGCAGAACGGCUUAUGAACAGUUCCUCAGAUUCACCGAUACUUCCGGAUCAACAUUUCUCACAGUCUACGAGUCGCCCGACGACCCUCCCAACGUCUUCCAGCAUACGCUCGGAAAGGAAAUUGAGGCUCCAGCAGGCGAGGCCGUUUUUACCACCGUAACCCGUGCUGUCACCAAGAUCCCCAACCCAACUCCUCUUCUCUCGCAGAUUCAGAAACGCGUUGUGACUUAUCAGCGCGAUGACGGAGUGCAGCUGUCAUUCAAUCUCCAUACGCCACCAGGUUAUAAGGAGGGUACGCGUUUGCCGACCAUUCUCUACGCUUACCCGCGUGACUUUGCCGACAGCUCGCAGGCCGGCCAGGUCACUGGCUCUCAGGCCAAAUUUACAAGGCUUCGCAAACACCAGUUUCUACUGCUCGCUGGUUAUGCCAUUCUUGAAAACACCACAUUCCCGAUUGUCGGCGACCCCAAGAAAGCUUACGAUACGUACUUGGAGCAGCUUGUGGCAAAUGCCAAGGCGGCUGUCGACAAGGCAGUAGAGAUGGGCGUUACGGACCCGGACCGUGUUGGUGUCACUGGACACAGCCACGGGGCUCUCAUGACGGCGAACCUGUUGGCUCAUUCAGACAUUUUCAAAACCGGCGUUGCCACGAGCGGCGCGUACAACAAGACGCUGACGCCCUUUGGAUUCCAGAAUGAGCGCCGAAGCAUAUGGGAGGCACCCGAGCCUUAUCGGAAAGCGUCGCCCUUUUUCUUUGUGGACAAGCUGGAGCACCCCAUUCUCAUCAUGCAUGGAGCGGAUGAUGCCAAUCCUGGCACGACGCCUAUGCAGUCAUCCAACUUUUACUCGGCUGUGCGCGGCAAUGGAGGCACGGCCAAGUUGGUGCUUUUGCCCCACGAGCCGCAUCAUUAUCAGGCCAGAGAGUCGCACGAGCAUGUUAUUCACGAAAUGCUGACGUGGUUUGACAAGUAUCUGAAAUACCCGACUGAGACGCAGCCCGAGGCAAAAAUUUAG